Messenger RNA from Athene cunicularia (burrowing owl), 6243 nucleotides. It is a transcript of the gene KCTD6, whose product is annotated as potassium channel tetramerization domain containing 6. The record is from RefSeq and is a predicted model, not a curated record. Gene Ontology annotation, biological process: protein homooligomerization. Gene Ontology annotation, molecular function: protein binding. Bases 4808 to 5521 code for a protein of 237 amino acids. The transcript is spliced from 2 exons. Lineage: Eukaryota; Metazoa; Chordata; Aves; Strigiformes; Strigidae.
CUGCCCCACUGGGGAGAGGAGACAGAGCCUGGGACACUGGUUUGGGGUAGGGGUGAGGGUGUGGGCUCUUGAGUCACUUGCAGAGGUUGCAUGCAAAAUGUUUGGGUUUGUUUCCAGCAUCUUUGCUGAAUCAUUGUGAUCCUGGGGAGAGUUCUUCCACCGUGAGCUCUCUGGCUCCUCUGUGAUGGAAAAACGGUGCUUCCCAGCUCCUGCUGCAGGCCCGGGCCCCUCUCUGGCCUGGGCUCACAGGGGCAGGAUUUCUGUCCCUGUCUUGCUGUCACUCCUUGGUCUGUGCACAUGCUGAGCUCCGAUGAUGUGUGCAGGGAGGCUUAGUUUUUCUGACACCUGCCUUCCUCCAAAAGUGUUUGGAGACACAUUUCCACAUGCAGACAACUACUGUUUAGUUUCACAGAAGCAAAAGGGGUAAAACCCAGCAGCACAGGGCCAGCGGGACCAGGUUACAUACAAGCGUCUUCCUUUUGCUCUCGUGAGAUAGGGUGAUGUGGGCUCUUCAGACAAGUAGCAAUUAAAAUAAAAGUUUGGAACCUGGGCUUAAACCGGAAUGUCGCAGAGCUCCUCAGGGAAGGGAAGGAAACUUCAGGAGCUUGGAAUUCAUAGCAAAGCAAUUAGACAUAAAGGAGUGAAAAUGCUGAGUGGCUGGUGUGAGCGUUUUUCUCUCCUGCCUGUGGUGAAGACUAAGUAAAAAGCAACUAAAGAAAAGCAGGAACUAAGUUAAUUUUUAAUAAACUGUAUUAGUCAUUAUAAACUUGGCAUGUAGAAGGUGAUGGAUGCUUUCUUUAGUGAAGCUGAUCUCCUGAAUUACGAGAAGAUUUGGUAACUGGUUGUUUUAAGAGCUUGUCUCCUCCUUGUUCCCUUGGUUAGGGUAGCACGGUGCUGGGGCCUUAUGGGUUUGCUCUGCAGACGCUGGACUCGCUGUGUGGUUGGUGGAGUACAGUCAUCACUGGUGCUAGCUUAGUUUUUGUCAGUUCAAGUGAGUCACCGAUAAGGAUUUACAAUAAAAAUGUGCUUUUCAAAUGUUAUGACUGGCUGGGGAAUAGAGAAGUGGUCCUUGCGCAGCAUAGCUGUGCUGGGGGAUGGAGUUUCGUUUUCUCGUCUUUGGAGAUCUAGGUGUGAGAAGCAGGGAGCUCACGAAGUGAGUACGUUGAAAUACCAAGUAUAUUUAUCUGUAUAAGUAGAGUUCUAGCUUUGCUAUUUUUAAGUUGCCUUUGGUAGAAGUCCUGUCAGCUCUAUGUUGACCUAGAAAUCUAAGGUAGCUAUUGAGGUUAAACAGUUGUGUGGAGGUUAAACAGCUUAUGUUGUAAUAUGGAUACCAAACUGUCCAUUAAAGACCAGUGCCAUAAGUAAAUCCUUUAAUUCUUUUGUUGAAAUGAAAAACAUUUAGAGCAAAUCAGGUGGUGGGUACCUCUUGACCUGUAACUGUUAGGUGUAUUUCUGCUCCUCCUUCAAGUAACCGCACGUGCCAGCAGUGCGGUGGUUUUCUCCAGGUGCAGUUGUAGCCUGUGGCCUUGACCAGAUGCAGUGCAUGUAGUCCCAGCAGUGCAAAUGCUUAGCAGUGCUGCUGGCAUCCCCUGGCCUGUCUCAAGCCUGUGUGUGUGUGUUCACAGAUUCAGACUUUCAGCUGAUUUUCAUUUGCUUUCUCUGAAUUUCAGCUUACAAAAUGGUUGCAGUUAGCAGCUCUGUUCUGGGAGAAGCCCUGCUGAAGUUAAUGGAGCUACUUGUUGCAGUAGUGUUGCUGGUGAAAAGCCUAGUAAUCCUCUGAGUCAUAAUAUGUGAAAUAAGAGUGCACGUUUUAUAAAUGCAGGUAUCCAGUUUACUGUAUUAAGUAUAAAAUGAUGACUUGAGUGGGGUGCUUUUCUCCAAAGGUACUUGCUUCUCAUUGUGCCUUUCUAGUUUUGGAUGUUCUUGGUGCUGGGCUACGGCAGCAGCUGUGACGACCGUGUUGGUGCUGUCUGUCUUCUCCCCACUUGCAGAAGCAGGAUUAUGGUUUGACACAGUAGGUGCACUUCUGCUCUCACCAGAGAAUGUUUGGCUUAAAUUUUGUCAGCAGUUUGUCUGGCUGAAUUUAAUCUUAAAUAUUUCUUAUGGUUAUUACCGACAGGCAGUCUUGAGAUACAGCUGCAUGUUCUCUGCUGUCUGGAUGUGAGUGACCACGUUAGUGAGGCUGUCCCAGGGUGCAGGAUGUUGUGUGGCACAGGGACAAGAGCUGGCUUGAGGCUGCCCAUCGCGGGGUAUGGAUGGAGUGAGUGUCUGCCCACCCCCACUGAUGCAUCACUGUUAUUUCAAUCAGGAAGAACUGAAAACAUCAUUGAAAAGGGUGUAUGUCCCCACCCUUGUUGUGAUGUGGUUUGCUAGGUCUUAUCUCAGGUUGUAUCCAAACAGCAAUUUUUGCCUGGGAAGUUGUGUAGAAAUUCAGAGCUCGCAGGCUGGUGAGGGGAGCAGCAGGUAGCUGUGAUCUCACUCAGGUAUUUUAGGAUGGCCUGUCGGGAUCAGCCCUUGGCGCUGUGCGUCUCGCUCGCUUUGCCAGGGAGGUUUGUGUGUGCCUGGUGAUCCUGGCUCCUUACACAAAGGUCGGUGAGACUUCUCAAUGUCACUUACAUGUUGAGGUCUGGGUCUGUUUUAGCUAAUUGCUCAUGUAAAUUAUUCACUCUGGUGUUACAUAGCAGUGCUGUGAUCAAAGAUUAGUUCAUGCCCUUGUUACAGACAGGUGGUAUUAUCUGUUUUUUUUCCGUGAUAAAGAAAGUCUUGGUUCAUCUGUAGUGUGGACUUAGAUGCUGACCAAAAUAACAUAGUAUCUGCCCACCAGUUUAAAUAACUGAUGGACAUCUGUCUGUCUUUGAAAUAUUCUGAACAUAUAAUUCUAAUUAAUUUUAUUAAGACUGCAGAUCUCUUCUAUCAUGAUGACUAGUGAAGUUUCUGGCUGGCUGCAUCGCUUCACUUUCAGGUGAAUGUUCUCCCUGUAUAUCAGAAACCCGUACGAGUCUCUCCUGUGGUCUUAAUGCGUCUGCAUGUUACACUGGUGGUGUACUUGACCAGGGUUAACACCUAUGAGUGCUGGAAUUUAAAAGGUCUGGGCUAUUGAUAAAAGUUAAUGAGCUGUACUUGAAUGACAGUUCCAAAUAAAACCUGAAUGAAUUCACUUCUUGAUUUGUGAGCAGUUACAAAAAAUAAUUACAGAGGUUGGCAGAAGAGCUGGCAUUCCAGGUUUAUCUGCUGGUGGCGGGGUGGGUGAGCUUUAAUAUACUUUCUUGAGGCAUACUCUGUCUCUAAUUUGUAAAAAUAAGAUCCUGGUAUGACUAGUUCUGUAUCUUAGUAUUUCUUAGUCUUCUGUUGUCUGACCUCAUGAUUUUCAUACACUGAUUUUGUUUUUUCUGUUAAUACAUCUGGGAUGCAGCUGAGGCUGUGCUUGUGCUGCUGGCCCCUGAAGGCCUGACCUGCUGGACACUGCUGUGGCCAGUUGGUGGGUUUGGGCAGGGUAGCAGAGCCCGAAGAGGUGGGAUGUGCUGCCUUGUUCUGUGGAGAACGAGACAAACCUUGUUUGCUAGGAAUGAGAAGGGCAAGUAAUCUUUUUGGUUGGGAAUUAACUGAUCUGUCAGUUGUUUUGGAGUGUGGGUCUCUGGCUCGGCUCAAUCUUUGUGCUGCUUUUAGCUGGGUGACUGUGUGUUGAAGUUUGCUAGUAAAGAAGAUGGGAACAGAAGUCUUGGUAACUGUGCGGUCUUUAAGAUGUAAAAAUAAACAAAGCUGAGAAGCUGCACCCUGCUUAAAACGGACUGACCUAAAUUUUCAGCAAUUCUAGCAGAAAGGCAGGCUCUGGGUAGGGAUAAAGGCUUAGUGAUGACUAACUGCCCUGUCUGUGCUUUGCUUGACAUUGGGGAAAUCUCCACUGGUGUCUGGGGUCGUUCACUUCCUCCCCUCCGCGAGUUGCACAACCCGGGCUGUGGAUUUCCCUUGUUGUACUUGUGUGGAGAGAGUCCCCUUGUUAGGCGAGUCAGCAGUUCAGCAUCUUUGGGGAAGUUACGGCACGCACGAGUUCUCAGAUUGCUUUUGUUGGAGUGUUGUUGAAAACAUUUGAUGUCCUCUGGCUUGUCCCUAAAGAGAUUUCUUUUGAGACCGUGUAUGUGUUUGUGAAGUCCAUUCAUACUCUUUGUCUGUAGAUUAAUGUUCUUGCCAUCAAUUGCAGUUGUUCACUAAUGAAUUAUUAAUUCUGCAGUGAGAUUUUUUUUUUUCCUUCAUUGACUUUCAUGCUUGAUUGAUUCUUCUGUGCAGUUUAAAUGGGAGCAUGGGAAUUUUGACUGAUAUUAACUGAUUACAUGUAUGAUGUCAAUGGUGGCUAAAUAACCUUUUUUUUUUUGAAAUUGGGUGAAGAACAUCUGUCUUUCAAAGGACUCGCAGUUUCCCAGGUGAAACAGUCUGUUUGUGAAUGUAUCAGAGGCACAUUGCUUGUUAUUUAACAAAGCUGGGAUGGUCAGGCAGCCGGUGGAAUGAUUACUUGUGUGCUCUGGAGGCAGUCCUGUGGGUAGCACGAAGGGAGAAGGAGGGAAAAGCUCGUUUGUAGAUUCUUCUGCUAAUGUGGCUUUGUAGCCGACUGCUCUCCUGGCAGAGCGCCUGCCUUGGAUUAGAAAGCAUUCCCUUCGGUUGUUCUUGUAGGUACUGAUGGUCUGCCAUGUUUUGUUCUUUGUUUUGUGGUUUUGUGUGUGCUUUUUCCUGCAGGGAGAUAAUAGGUGAAUCGUCUAUCCUUUCAGCGGCCUUCUGUUAAACUUGGGGUACCACAGUUCAAGCAACUGAACAGAUGGAUAAUGGAGACUGGGGAUAUAUGAUGACUGAUCCAGUCACGCUAAAUGUGGGUGGACACAUGUAUACGACAUCCCUCACGACUCUAACGAGAUAUCCUGACUCAAUGCUUGGGGCCAUGUUCAGGGGAGACUUCCCCACUGCCAGGGACUCUCAGGGCAAUUACUUUAUUGACAGAGAUGGACCACUUUUCCGUUAUGUUCUUAACUUUUUAAGGACCUCAGAGCUCACUUUGCCACUGGACUUCAAGGAGUUCGACCUACUCCGGAAGGAAGCAGACUUCUAUCAGAUUGAACCACUAAUUCAGUGUCUCAAUGACCCCAAGCCGCUGUAUCCCGUGGAUACCUUUGAGGAGGUGGUGGAGCUGUCCAGCACCCGGAAGCUUUCCAAGUACUCCAACCCGGUGGCUGUCAUCAUCACGCAGCUCACUAUCACCACUAAAGUCCAUUCGUUACUGGAAGGCAUUUCAAACCACUUCACCAAGUGGAAUAAGCAUAUGAUGGACACCAGGGACUGCCAGGUUUCCUUCACGUUUGGGCCGUGUGAUCACCACCAGGAAGUGUCGCUCAGAGUCCAUCUGAUGGAGUACAUCACAAAGCAAGGCUUCACGAUCAGGAACACCAGAGUUCAUCACAUGAGCGAGCGUGCCAAUGAAAACACAGUGGAGCACAACUGGACUUUCUGUAGACUGGCACGAAAAACAGAUGACUGAUUCUGUGACUCCGCAGGAGCCACUUCAGCCGUUAGCAACUUAAUUGGACAGUAAACCCAAGAGAGUCUGGAUUUGGACUAAAGCAACAAUGUGGGCUUUUUUUUUUUUUUUUUUUAUACAACUAUUUAUUGUUUAUCAGUAAGGGCUGGAGGAGUUUCGUUCUCUAGCAGCUCUGUCCUUUUGUCCUGUUCAGAAAAAAACCAUGCAUGUGCCUGUUCAGUCAAGACACCUUUUUAUUUGAAAGAGGGAGACCGAAGAAUUAGUACAAGGGUAUUUUGUGUCAUUAACACAAUUCUCUGAUGCAAAUUAAAGUGCUAAAGUUACCUCCGUUUAAACGGUUUCUAAUCCAUCUAAUGCUAUGACACUGGGAGCAAGAAACAAAAAGAAUUUAAGAUGCAGUUGGGGAAAAGCUGCUAUCAUGUAGACUAAUUUAGUUUCUAAAUCAAUAAACAGUAUUGUAAUAUUCUAGGACAACAAAUCCCACCCUUUAAAAGUACUUGAUAAGUACAGUUUCUUACAGUUAUGACAACUGUUUCUUUCUAUGCAUAUAAAUCAAAGCAACCAAAUAUUAUCUGUAGCCAUGGAAAUAUAAUUAGAAAUAUUUAUAUUGGAUUCUAAAUGCAAAAUGUCCCUGUGGUAGAAUUCAUAUUUUUAAUGCCUGGUGCAAUAUUAUUCCCAAGUGUAAUGCCUGCCAGCAAGAAGCUAAUAAAAAUGUGAAACGC